Molecule: messenger RNA, 3919 nt
Organism: Pelobates fuscus (common spadefoot toad)
Lineage: Eukaryota; Metazoa; Chordata; Amphibia; Anura; Pelobatidae
Gene: BMP1
Product: bone morphogenetic protein 1
Exons: 20
Coding region: 79-3018 (979 amino acids)
Biological process (GO): proteolysis
Molecular function (GO): zinc ion binding; calcium ion binding; metalloendopeptidase activity
Source: RefSeq, a predicted model, not a curated record
AAAGAGAGAGAGAGAGAGAAGGAGAGAGAGAGUGCACAGGCUGCCCAGAGCCCAGUGAGAGAUAGCUGUGCAGCCGGGAUGCCCUGGUCAGGCUGCUCCACUCUGCUCCCAUGGCUGCUCAUUGCCAAGAUGCUACUUCUGGGACAGGGGCAACAGAACUUUCUAGAUUAUGGAUAUGAUGAGGAGGCAGAGGGACUGCUGGAAGAAAACAUUGAUUACAAGGACCCCUGCAAAGCUGCUGCCUUCUGGGGGGACAUCGCUUUGGACGAGGAGGAUCUGGCUAAUUUCAAGGUGAAUCGGAUCAUUCAUUUAGGAAGACGCUCAAACUCUUCAGUCUCACGUUCUACACAGGAUGGCUCUACACGCCACCAGGGAAGGCAAGGUCAGACAGUCAGAAUUGUCUCCCGUGGGAAGCGAGCAGCGACCUCUCGGCCUGAACGAGUGUGGCCAGAUGGAGUUAUACCUUAUGUCAUCAGUGGAAACUUUAGUGGCAGCCAGAGAGCAAUAUUUCGUCAAGCCAUGCGACACUGGGAGAAGCACACGUGCGUCACCUUCCUGGAAAGGACAGAUGAGGACAGUUACAUUGUGUUCACUUAUAGGCCAUGCGGAUGCUGUUCAUAUGUUGGGCGACGUGGGGGUGGCCCUCAAGCCAUCUCUAUUGGAAAGAACUGUGACAAAUUUGGGAUUGUGGUUCACGAGUUGGGUCAUGUCAUUGGAUUUUGGCAUGAACAUACACGACCAGACCGAGAUGACCACGUGGCCAUCAUGAGAGAAAAUAUCCAACCAGGGCAGGAGUAUAACUUUUUGAAAAUGGAGCCAGAGGAAGUGGAAUCUCUUGGAGAAACAUAUGAUUUCGACAGCAUCAUGCACUAUGCGCGCAACACUUUUUCAAGGGGCAUUUUCCUGGACACAAUUGUGCCAAAAUAUGAUGUCAAUGGAGUAAGACCUCCAAUAGGGCAGAGGACGCGGCUCAGCUCUGGAGAUAUUGCCCAAGCCCGAAAGCUGUACAAAUGCCCAGCCUGCGGGGAGACACUUCAAGACAGUCAAGGGAAUUUCUCAUCUCCUGGAUUCCCCAAUGGAUAUUCUGCAUACGUGCACUGUGUGUGGAGAUUGUCUGUCACUCCUGGAGAGAAGAUAAUGCUGAAUUUUACCUCUUUGGAUGUGUACCGUAGCCGCCUCUGCUGGUAUGACUACGUUGAGGUCAGGGAUGGUUUCUGGAAAAAAGCUCCACUUAGAGGUCGCUAUUGUGGCGAUAAAAUUCCUGAACCCAUCAUAUCCACAGAGAGCAGACUAUGGAUUGAGUUCCGGAGCAGCAGUAACUGGGUGGGGAAGGGAUUCCAAGCUGUUUAUGAAGCUCUUUGUGGUGGAGAGGUAAAGAAAGAUGCUGGUCAUAUCCAGUCCCCCAACUACCCAGAUGAUUACAGACCUAACAAGGCCUGUGUGUGGAGGUUGAGUGUGGCUGAGGGUUUCCAUGUAGGUGUCUCAUUCCAGUCCUUUGAGAUUGAGCGCCAUGACAGUUGUGCUUAUGAUUACCUGGAGAUCAGGGAUGGCAAUACUGAAUCCAGUACUUUAAUUGGUCGAUUCUGUGGCUAUGACAAACCAGAUGACAUAAAGAGCUCGACCAAUCAGUUGUGGAUUAAAUUUGUGUCUGAUGGUUCCAUAAACAAGGCUGGCUUCUCUCUUAAUUAUUUCAAAGAGGUAGACGAGUGCUCACGCCCUAAUAAUGGUGGCUGUGAGCAGCGUUGUGUGAACACUUUGGGGAGCUACAAGUGUGCCUGUGACCCAGGAUAUGAGCUGGGACCAGACAAGAGGACAUGUGAAGCGGCUUGUGGCGGUUUCCUGACUAAGCUGAAUGGCUCAAUCACCAGUCCAGGAUGGCCCAAGGAGUAUCCCCCAAAUAAAAAUUGUGUCUGGCAGCUGGUUGCUCCAACACAAUAUCGAAUCUCCCUAAGAUUUGACCAAUUUGAGACAGAAGGCAAUGAUGUGUGCAAAUAUGAUUUUGUGGAGGUUCGCAGUGGGUUGACGUCAGACUCCAAGUUGCAUGGAAAAUUCUGUGGCUCUGAACUCCCUUCAGUUAUUACCUCUCAGUACAACAACAUGCGCAUUGAGUUCAAAUCUGAUAACACAGUUUCAAAGAAAGGUUUCCGGGCUAAUUUCUUCUCAGAUAAGGAUGAAUGCUCCCGUGAUAAUGGAGGUUGUCAGCAUGAAUGUACCAACACAAUGGGCAGCUAUUCCUGUCAGUGCCGCAGCGGGUUCACCCUGCACGAGAACAAACAUGACUGCAAGGAGGCUGGUUGUGACCAUAAACUGUCAGGCAGCACUGGGAUUAUCUCCAGCCCCAACUGGCCUGAUAAAUACCCCAGUAAGAAGGUCUGCACUUGGCAAGUUACAGCCACACCGGGCCAUCGUCCCAGAUUGAUUGUGACAGAGCUGGAUCUCGAGUCCCACCAGGAGUGUCUCUAUGACCAUGUUGAGGUCUACUCUGGUACUGAUGCUCAGUUUCCUGUCCUUGAACGUUUUUGUGGAAGUAAAAUCCCAGAUCCCAUCACCGCCCCCAACAACACUUUGUUCCUGAAAUUUGUGUCCGACAACUCCGUUCAGAAAAAAGGAUUCCUUGCAGAGCUGUCAUCAGUGUGUGGAGGGACUCUGUAUGCAGAGGUUCGCACAAAGGAUCUGUAUUCUCACGCCAAAUUCGGAGAUGACACACAUCCUACAGCUACCGAGUGUGUGUGGCAUGUGGUGUCAGAACCUGGUUAUGGAGUAGAGCUGGUCUUCCAGAGCUUUGAGUUGGAAGAAGAGCCAGAUUGUGGAUAUGAUUAUAUGGAGUUGUACGAUGGGCCGGAUGAAGGAGCCCCCCGGCUGGGGAGAUACUGCGGGUCAGGGCCCCCCGAGGAGGUGUAUUCUGCAGGUGACUCCCUAACUAUCAAAUUUCAUUCUGAUGACACUAUUAACAAGAAGGGAUUUCAUGUGCGAUACACCAGCACCAAAUUUCAGGACACGCUGCACAAUCGGAAGUGAUAUCGUUAUGUUCUGUCAGCUGACUCAUGUGUAUCUGGGACCAUAACUGUAUAAGGAGACAACUUCUGAACUGCCAGACCCCAAAACCUGUUCAAUGGACAUGGGCUAAGGGACAUGCAAGAGUCUCAGGGAUGAUCAAGGAUGCAGACAUACGUUGGCAAUUUCAGAUGCUACCAGAUACCCAUUCUACAAAAAAGCAAAAUAAUCCUGAUAUACAUAAAUUCACACACUAACAUGUAUGGCACAAACCGGGUCCUUAAUUACACAUCAAUACCAGAACAAAUAGUACUGAUACACAAGUACUGCAUGAAUUGCUCACACUGAGUCUGUGCCAAAUGAUGGUUAAAUAUAUGAUAAUCCUCCUGCUUUUAAACUCUGACUUUUUGCUCCAUUAAUAAUUUUGCUUCACAUUUAACCAAUAAGGGCACAAGUGCUAUAUGGGAACCCUCACUUAAAUAUUCUUUCAUGCCUGUCCUCUUGAUUUGACCUUUUAUUUCAAACUAAUCCUUGAUAAUAGAAUAUUAUUUUCAAAGCUACACUAAUGCCAUUCUCUCUGUUUGCAGUCCUAAAAUUGGUUCUCUUCCAUGCCCACUGACUUCAAUCUUAUGAAUAUGUCUGAUCGCCUUUAAAACUGACUGCUGAUAUUUUAAUACCACUAUACAGAGAAGAAAGUAACCCUUUUUUCUUCUUUUUCUGCCAAAAGACAUUGCCUUUAUCCCUGAUACUUCCCAUUUAAAAGGCAAUGUUCUGUCUGAAGAGGUCUCCGAAAUAUCAAAGGUUUAGCUUUUCAAUGAAUGCACAAGUCUCAGUGACCAUGUCUGCCAGGAUUGUGUAAAAUAUGGACUCAUUAAAGAUGACCACCACUGUGAAUCUGAGUGUUGGGAGUGGUGUUGUGACUGCA